Messenger RNA from Salvelinus fontinalis (brook trout), 2314 nucleotides. Its product is annotated as Golgi SNAP receptor complex member 2-like. NCBI's taxonomy places the organism in Eukaryota, Metazoa, Chordata, Actinopteri, Salmoniformes, Salmonidae. Bases 156 to 794 code for a protein of 212 amino acids. Gene Ontology annotation, biological process: vesicle fusion; intra-Golgi vesicle-mediated transport. The transcript has 6 exons. Gene Ontology annotation, cellular component: SNARE complex; late endosome membrane; ER to Golgi transport vesicle membrane. Gene Ontology annotation, molecular function: SNARE binding; SNAP receptor activity. The record is from RefSeq and is a predicted model, not a curated record.
UUAUUCCAUUUCCGUACACAAGUCUUCUCAACUGAUGACGUGUACAUUGCACAAAAAUCCACUUGUUUUCAGUUUCACAAUAAAACCGGCUAAAGGUAUUCCUCUAUAGACCGAGGGUAUUUUUUGUGGAUUGUGUCUUGAAACAUAAAAGGAAAAUGGAGACAUUGUACCAUCAAACAAAUAAGCAAAUCCAGGAGGUGCAGUCGCUCAUGGGACGCCUGGAGAACACAGAUCGUCAGUCUGUCCACUUGUUGGAGAACGAUCUGCAGGUCAGAAUCGACCAGAUCUUCAGCCAUUUGGAACGUCUGGAAAUCCUGGCUAGCAAAGACCCGCCAAACCGCCGUCAGAACGCCAAACUGCGGGUAGACCAGCUGAAGUAUGAUGUUCAGCACCUCCAGACGGCGCUGAGGAACUUUCAGCACCGUCGCUACUCACGAGAGACCCAGGACCGAGAGAGGGAGGAGCUCAUGAGUCGUACCUUCACCACCAACGAUGCAGACACCUCCAUCCCCAUAGACGAGACGUUGCAGUUGAACUCCAACCUGAACAACGCACACAGAGGCAUGGACGACCUCCUGGGCAGCGGCAGCAGCAUCCUCACCGGACUCAGGGACCAGAGGGGCACGCUCAAGGGGACCCACAAGAAGAUGCUGGAUGUGGCCAACAUGCUGGGUCUGUCCAACACGGUGAUGAGGCUGAUCGAGAAGAGGGCCACCCAGGAUAAGUUCGUCAUGAUUGGAGGGAUGCUGCUCACCUGUGUGGUCAUGUUCCUGGUGGUCAAGUACCUGGGCUGACCAUGACCGCAUCUGCAGCCACAGUUUUGCGUUGGCCUUGGACAUGUUUGCACAAUAAGCCCAUAAGAUACGUGAACGGUGAUAAUAGGCUUGUCUUCAAAUCGGAGAGUUCCUUGACAGUAUUGUUUCCAAUCGGAAGGCAAGGAAUUAUCCGUCUUUUAAUUUCCAUGGGUUUUACCACCCACGUCUAUUUCAACCACUCUUUGUUUGCACCAGUAAAAUGGGUGUUAAGCAAGACCUAUACACUGAGUGUACAAAACAUUAAGGAUGCCUUCCUAAUGUUGAGUUGUACCUUUUGCCCUCAGAACAGCCUCAAUUCAUCUGGGCAUGGACUCUACAAGGUAUUGAAAGCGUUCCACAGGGAUGCUGGCCCAUGUUGAUUCCAAUGCUUCCCACAGUUGUCAAGCUGGCUAGAUGUCCUUUGGGCGGUGGACCAUUAGUGAUACACACGGGAAACUGUUGUGUGAAAAACCCAGCAGCGUUGCAGUUCUUGACACAAACCAGUGCGCCUACCAUACCCUGGUCAAAGGCACUUUGUCUUGCCCAUUCACCCUAUGAAUGGCACACAUACACAAUCCAUGUCUCAAGGCUUACAUUUUUUUCUUUUAAACCCAUAUCCUCCAUGUAUAGUGAUUUAAGUGAAUUUAGCAAGUGACAUCAAUAAGGGAUCAUAGCCGUCACCUGGUCAGUCUGUUAUGGAAAGAGCAGGUGUCCUUAAUGUUUUGCACUCAGUGUCUAUACUUUAAUUUUACUUCAAACUGAACGUGGAACCUUGCAACCAUAAUUCCAGCUCACUGACACCUGCCACUCAUCUCGGCGGUCAUCCACCUGACAGCCUCUGUGUGAAGCUGUAGGUGGGUGAGAAGGACAUUUCAUAUGACUGGUUACCUUUUUUUCCAAACCAAAUCUCCUUCAAGUUCCACUUGCUUGCCUUAGUCUCCCCUAUAAUGUGUUCUCCAUUGCCUUGUGGAUGACAUUCAUUGUGGUUUCAUCUUCUUGAAGCAUAAUUUUACUGUUUGCUGCCAUUGUUCCCAAAUGAGGAUGAUUCUUAAAAUGGACAGAAAAAUAGUUAUCUGGAAAUGUUGCACCUUACCUCAUCACACAUCCUAAUGACACUGCCUGGAGAAUACUUAUGUCAGAUUAACCAAUACAUGUAUGUAGCCCAGGGAGGAACAGGGACCUGUGACCAAGAUACAGACCGAUAGUGAAAACAAAACAAAGUGUAUUGUUAUCACACUUUCAAAAUGUAAAUGAUCUGGACAUGUUCUUGGCCCUAGUCUCACUAUGUUAGUGCAACCAAGGUUCAAAUUGGAAUUAUCUGGAGAUAAAAAAAAGUUAACAUUUUAAAAACAACUUGUCUUAAUCUGUCUCUGAAGUGUCCAUGUAAUCUAGCAAUUGAAUUAGGUAUGGGUCAAAUCUAACAAUGGAUAUAAAGCAUAGUUUAAAUAAAUCUCUCACUGAAAAUGUCAUACAAUAUGGAGUUUACAUUUACAACAGUAAAACUAUUGUUUGAAACAGAA